Aspergillus puulaauensis is the source of this 900-nucleotide messenger RNA. RefSeq lists its product as uncharacterized. Bases 1 to 900 code for a protein of 299 amino acids. The transcript has a single exon. NCBI's taxonomy places the organism in Eukaryota, Fungi, Ascomycota, Eurotiomycetes, Eurotiales, Aspergillaceae. The record is from RefSeq and is a predicted model, not a curated record.
AUGGCACCUUCCCCGGUCGCGAAGCUGGUCUACGGCCUCUCUGUGCUUGGAGCUCUGUCUCAAGGAAUCCUUGCAACACCUUUGACCUCCUUCAAUAUUGAAGUGUCCGGUCAAGCCGUGAUGGCGGAAUCCCAGGACUCGUCGCCAUACGUUCCGACCGAAGAGGGCGAUUUUAUCUCCGUGGACCCCGGCUCUGCGGAGGAGAUGGAGGAGUCGUCCAUCCUACCACCUUCAUGGUGGACCUCUACUUUAAUGGCCCGGCGACUCCUUGCUCUCUCUAAGUCUGGCGUCAUCUCAACCAUUUUCCCGGACCCUUUGCCGCCCCGAAGCCACGCCCCAGAAAGCGUUGCUGGCCAGUCCAUCAGUCUGAAAGAAUACUUUGCCGACUGCGACGAAGCGCUGCCCUCCGACACUGGCAAUGGAGGAGAUGGAAACCCGACCUUUCUCGCCCUCCGCGUUGCAACCACCUUCCGUAACACUGCUGCUGGAUCAAAUGUCAGUCUUUCUAUCGACUGGUGGGAUCACCUGAACAACACUAAGCCUGUGUUCCCGGGUUUCCCGCUCAGCGAGGCCGGUCUCCCUCGCGUCACGCUGUUUGGGUACAUCGAGUCGUUUGAGACGCCUGUGCCGUCGGACACGGAGGCGGCGCUGCGGGCUUGCUAUGUGGCUGCCCACCCCGACUCGAAGGUCUGGCUCCCCGGACGGAUUGGGUCGCCGCACUCGAGCUACUGGGCCAAGAUGGUGGUCACGCAUGUGUACUGGAUUGGAGGCUUUGGUGGAUUCCAGCAGAUUGGAUGGAUGAAUGUGACGGAGUGGAACGGGAUUCGGCGCAAGGGGAGCCUGCCGGGGGUUGGCGAUGGGAGGGGAUGGGAGGAUGUUCGGCUUCCGGGGGAAAUUUAA